AGGAAGUGACUUUCUUAAUAUUUCCCCUUUCUGUCAUACUGACUGUCGACAAAAGGAUAAAAGAAUAAGUGAUCAGUGGGGAAAGAAGAGAAAUACUUUCAAGAAGGAUUUUAAAGAAGUUUGUUUCUGAACAGAUCUUUGUGAUUCUUAUGGUUAUUAAUGUUUUGCAACAUCAUUCAGAAACUGAAAGUAAAGUUUAGAUUGCUGAGCUCAAACAGUGAAAAUGGAUUCACUAUCUGCAGAUGAUUUCUCAUGUCCUGUGUGUAUUGAAAUCUUCAAGGAUCCUGUUGUUUUAUCAUGUAGUCACAGUGUCUGUAAAGAGUGUCUUCAAAAGUUCUGGAGAACCAAGGAAACUCAGGAGUGUCCUGUCUGCAGGAGAAGAUCCUCAAGAGAUGAUCCUCCAUGUAAUCGUGUGUUAAAAAACUUGUGUGAGUCAUUACUGAAGGAGAGAAAUGAGAGGCCUUCAUCAGUAUCUGAGGAGAUCUGCAGUUUACACAGUGAGAAACUCAAACUCUUCUGUCUGGAGGACAAACAGCCAGUGUGUUUAGUGUGCAGAGAUUCACAGACACACAUCAAUCACACAUUCAGACCCAUCAGUGAAGUUGUUCCAUCAUAUAAGGAGGAUCUCAAUACAGCACUGAAGUCCUUACAAGAGAAACUUAAACAAAAUGAAAACAUGAAGAGAGAGUUUGAGAAAACAGUUCAACAUAUCAAGUCUCAAGCUGAGCAAACAGAGCAUCAGAUUAAACAGCAGUUUGAGAAGCUUCAUCAGUUUCUCAGAGAUGAAGAAGAAGCUACAAUCACUGCACUGAGGGAGGAAGAGGAGCAGAAGAAGCAGAUGAUGAAGGAGAAGCUGGAGGAGAUCAACAGACACAUCUCAGCUCUUUCAGUCACAAUCAUAGACAUGGAGAAGAUGAUGAAAGCCAAUGAUGUCUGCUUUCUAAAGAAGUUUCCAGUCACAAUGGAAAGAGUCCAGAUCUCACAGCCGGAUCCACAGACGCCUUCUGGAGCUUUGAUUCAUGUGUCACGUUACUUAGGAAACCUGCCGUUCAGAGUCUGGAAGAAGAUGCAGGACAUUGUCCAGAACACUCCUGUGAUUCUGGAUCCAAACACUGCUCAUCCAUCUCUAAUCCUGUCUGAUGAUCUGACCAGUGUGAGUUGGAGUGACAACAAACAACCGCUUCCUGAUAAUCCAGAGAGAUUUGACAUCUAUCGCUUUGUUUUGGGUUCAGAGGGUUUUAAUUCAGGAACACACUGCUGGGAUGUGGAGGUUAAAGAGAGUCUAUGCUGGCAUCUUGGAGUAACUACAGCAUCAAACCAAAGGAAGGGAGAUGAUUUAUUUGACACUGGUCUCUGGAGUGUGCAGCACGGACUGGCUGAUUACUUUGGUUUUUCAGUUAAACAGAAUCUUCAGAGGGUGAGAGUUGAUCUGAACUAUGACAAAGGAACGGUGUCAUUCUCUGAUCCUUUAACUAACACACAUUUACACACAUUCACGACCACCUUCACUGACACUGUCUUGCCAUUCUUCUAUAGUUUUUCCCCUCUGAAGAUCUUGCCACUGAACAGUGUGUAAGCGUCAGACAUGUAGGCCUAGAUCUUCCUUGUUUCAUCAUGUUUCUAAUAUUUAAAGGAGAAGUCCACUUCCAGAACAACAAUUUAUAGAUAAUGUACUCACCCCCUUGUCAUCCAAGAUGUUCAUGUCUUUCUGUCUUCAGUCGUAAAGACAUGGUUUUUGAGGAAAACAUUUCAGCAUUUUUCUCCAUAUAAUGGACUGAUAUGGUGGCCUGAGUUUGAACUUCCAAAAUGUAGUUUUAUUGCGGCUACUAUGCAAAGACUGGGUUGGUACUUCUGCAGCGAUGUAGGAUGAUUUAAAAUGAUUUUUGAAGCUGAGGGAGAAAAUACAAUCUGAGUUUUUUGACAUACCCUAGCUGUCUUGAACCAGAAUACAUAGAGUUCAGGGAGACCAAAACAAGAUGAACGUUUGAGAUUAAAAAGUAUUUAAACUGUAUUUUUUUUUAAAGAAAAUAACCAAUCGUUUCGCUAGAUAAGACCCUUCUUCCUUGGCUUUUUUUUUUUUUUUAAUGUGAUGGCCAUACAAAAAAAGUGUAUGGUGUAUGGGAUGGCCUGGACGAGUAUGAGAUUUCCCAGCCUGAAAUGUUGUCCCAGUCCUGCCCUGUUCUACGUGGUGGUUGUUCAGCCUUGACAUUCAUUACAUUUAUUAGCUAAUAAAAUUUUAAAUGUAAGUUAUUUCAUAUUAAUGUGUCAAUAUGACAUGAGGUAUAGCUACCAGUGUAUUUACCAGUUACCAGAGUAUUUUAAAAAAAUGACUGAAAUCUGUACUUCUACUUGAGUGAAAGAUGUGUAUACUUUUGCCAUCUCUGAUCCUAUACGCCUGUAAAUUAUAUAUUUGAUUGUGCUUAUGGGUAAAUUCAAAAGUUUAUCAUUUAUGAUAUCCUGCAUUUUUAAUUCAGUCAUGACAGCUCUUGAAAUAGUGUAGCAUGCUGAUGGUUAUGACAAUGUUAAUGUAUCUAGUUCUGUUAUUGUUGCUGCAAGCAUAAAUAAAA
This is a messenger RNA of Labeo rohita (rohu), 2567 nucleotides long. RefSeq names its product nuclear factor 7, brain-like. Gene Ontology annotation, molecular function: zinc ion binding; protein binding. Bases 224 to 1576 code for a protein of 450 amino acids. Lineage: Eukaryota; Metazoa; Chordata; Actinopteri; Cypriniformes; Cyprinidae. The transcript is spliced from 6 exons. The record is from RefSeq and is a predicted model, not a curated record.